AAUGUGGAAAAUAGAUUACGUAAAUUGUUCCAUUUAUAUUUGGGCGGCACAAGUUUUGGAUAAGAGGAUCUAUAUGAUUUUGCGCGCCACGCUGCACGUACAGUAGUGAUGCGGCUCAGCUAGUGAAGUGUGUAGUUAGAAUGGGUUCUGAUGUGGGUUUAUUAAACAUGUUUAGAGAAAAAUAAUAUAUUUUCAUUAAGUUGUUUGUAAACAAAACAAUAAAUACGUAAUUAUGGAUAUAGGUGUAUCAAAUAACCAAACUUCAGUGACUGCAGAACUGUAUUUCCUGAUCGCAAAAUUUUUGACUGCUGGUCCAUGUCAGGAAACUGCAAAUGUGUUGAAACGAGAACUGGAAAAUUCGAAGGCUUUGCCCAAAAGAUUAGAUUGGCAAGGAAAUGAGCAUCAACAAACUUUUCAGGAAUUGGAGCGAAAGUAUCCUCAUAUUGGUCCCACCUAUCUACUGGACAUCUGCCACCGAAUUGGCCCAAUCCUGGACAAGGAGAUCAAGCCCAGUGUGCCCGGGGUGACGUCUCUUCUGGGCGCGGGUCGUCAGUCCCUUCUCCGUACUGCCCAAGGCCUCCAGCAGCGGAGCCCGCACAUAGUCCAGUAUGGCACGCGGCGUCGUGGCUGCCCUGUUCCUAACCCCGUUGGUUUUGCCAAGCAGCACAAUCUUGUCCAAGUGUUGCAGGGACGCGAGAUUGCCGGACCACUACAGCGCAGACAGGCUGUUCCCACCCAUCUCUACAGCAAGCAGCAGCUGUUCAGCCGCACACUGGGACACCUGUCGGCUGUUUACUGCCUGCUGUUCGACCGUAGUGGCCGCUACGUUAUCACAGGAGCUGAUGACCUUCUAGUCAAGAUAUGGAGUGCGAUAGAUGGACGUCUACUGGCAACGCUGCGUGGUGCUUCAGCAGAGAUUACAGACAUCGCUGUCAAUGCGGACAACACGCUGCUGGCUGCUGGCAGCAUAGACAAGAUUCUGCGUGUGUGGUGCCUGCAGACCACAGCACCUGUAGCAGUGCUGACAGGUCAUACAGGCAUGAUCACAGCUGUUCACUUUUGUCCAAUGGCUCGAGGGAACAUUCGAUACCUGGUGUCCACCAGUUCAGAUGGUUCUGUUUCAUUCUGGAGCUACAAUCGCCUUAGCCCUGGCAAAUACACGUUCCUCUCGAAGCCCAUCCAGUAUAAUGAGAGGAUGCGACCAGGACAGGCCCAGAUGAUCUGUGCAUCGUUCAGUCCUGGGGGGAUGUUUCUAGCGGCGGGUAGCGCGGACCAUCACGUCAGGGUGUAUCUCAUGGUGGGGGAUGAGGGGCCCCACCGCAUACUGGAGAAUGAGGCUCACUCUGACCGAGUGGACAGUAUCCAGUGGGCUAACCAUGGGCUGCGAUUUAUCUCGGGCAGCAAGGAUGGAACAGCCCAGAUCUGGCACUUUGAACGCCAGCGUUGGAGCUCACUUCAACUGCUAAUGAGCACCAAGCUGCCUGGGGCACCAGAGCUGGAGGAUGACAACAAGCAGAAACUCAAGGUUUCUAUGGUGUCAUGGGACACAAGCGAUAAGUGGGUCAUCACUGCUGUCAAUGACCAUACUCUUAAGGUCUGGAAUUCUGAAACUGGUGAGCUGGUACAAGUUUUGCGAGGUCACAAGGAUGAGGUAUUUGUCUUGGAGGCACAUCCAUUUGACAUGCACGUUCUACUCAGUGCAGGCCAUGAUGGGCAGAUCUUCAUUUGGGACAUCCUUGAAGGCACUCCUGUUGCCUCAUUUCAGAACUUCAUUGAGGGUCAGGGCCACGGAGCAGUUUUCGAUGCCAAGUGGUCACCAGAUGGCACUAUGCUCGCUGCGACUGACUCACAUGGGCAUAUCCUGCUGUUUGGGUUUGGCGCCCCAACUGAUAGAUUACGUCAGCUGCCAAGUGAGCUCUUCUUCCACACGGACUAUCGACCGUUAAUCCGGGACUCAAACCACCAUGUUCUGGAUGAGCAGACACAGACCGCCCCCCACUUGAUGCCUCCCCCAUUCUUGGUGGACAUUGAUGGGAACCCGUACCCACCAUACCUACAGCGCCUGGUCCCUGGUCGCGAGACUUGCAGGGGUGAGCAGUUGGUGCCCAACAUCGCCGUUGGUGCCGGAGGUGAGAUGUCAGCUGAACCUCGCUCAAACAUUGACCAGAUGAUAGAGGCUCUGGCAAACAGGCAAUAUGGGAGUGAGCAGCCACCGUCAACACCCAAUCAACACCAGGCAUCAUCUCUUCUGCGACAUGUUACUUCUCCACGAUCAGGACAUCGCGUGGGAAUGCGUCGCAGUGGGGACGUGGAAGGUGUACGGCAGUCAAGUGGAAAUUGGCAACGAGGCAGCAACAUCAGCUGGUGCAAACGCAAUCUAGUGCGAAGCCUGGACACUGCCAUGCUGCGUAACAGAAGACAAAGACUCAUGGCAUUUGGAUCACUGGAGCUGGACACAUAUCGACGGGAGCAGCGGCGGCGUCCUGUUCCUGAGGUGCAGCCAGUCUCGAAGCGGCCAACGAGUGGCAGCCAGGGGGUGAGCACCAGGAGGCAGCAUCGUAGGGGCGGUCAGCGCACGCAGCACUCAUAUAGGACUCGAGCUGCACGUGGUGAGCAGCAUUUUGCCAGCGAGUUUGAGAACCCUGAAAACUUGGACCUGAGCCCCAGUGUAACGUCAGAUAGUGAAGGGGAUGGGGAUGAUUCUACAGCUCAUUCAGAGGACCUGGCCGGCUCAAGUGACUCUAGCACCAGUGACUCGGAGAGCUCCGAGUACUCGGACUGGAUUGCAGAUGCAGGUGUGAACCUGGAGCCUCCAAAACGGAGCAAGAGGAGACCAGCUCCCAAACAGUCGCCACAGGGGGAGACUGGGCGGCGUCUGACUCGCACAAAGCAGAACAAAAAGGUGGUACUACCGGCUCCAAACGUGACAAGUCUGUCUGAGGUGCCUGAGGCAUUCCGUCCCACUGAGUGGUUAUCAGAGGUAAUCCCACGCAAGGCUCCCUACUACCCUCAGAUGGGAGAUGAAGUCAUGUACUUUCGUCAGGGUCACCAACUGUACCUUAAUGCUGUUCGUGCGAAGAAUGUCUAUGACGUGGGACCUAGGAGUGAACCGUGGGCACGGCAGACCAUUAGGGCCCACGAGCUUGUCAAGGUGAUUGGAAUCAAGUAUGAGAUUCGGCCACCACGACUCUGCUGCCUGAAGCUUGCGCUGAUGGAUGAAGGUGGGCGGCUCACAGGCGAGAAUUUCACGAUCAAGUACCAUGACAUGGCCGACGUACUGGACUUCCUGGUGCUGAGGCAGACUUAUGAGACAGCUCUGGCACGACGCUGGAAGGGUGGUGAUAGCUUCCGCUGCAUGAUUGAUGACUGUUGGUGGACAGGUCGGAUAGAGUCGCAGAGCCCCUUGGACUCUGUGGAGUUCCCCAAUUCACUCUUCACUUGCUACCGAGUACGGUGGGAUAAUGGGGAGUAUGAACGCAUGAGUCCCUGGGACCUGGAACCUGUGGAUGAACACCGAUUGCCACGUGAGGUUGGAGGGGCAGUGCCUGUCCUUCCUGAAGAGCUCCAGGCCACAUUGUACCGGCCAAUUUCACAAGAGUGGCCACAAGGAGGUCGUGAUGCCACGUGCACACGCAUACUUCGUGGUCUGGACCAAAUCAUGAGUCUGGCCAUUGCAGAACCGUUCAUAGCGCCUGUUGACUUGAACCACUACCCAAGCUAUGCCUUUGUUGUAGAAUACCCCAUUGACCUUUCCACCAUCAAGGGCCGCUUUGAGAAUCAUUUUUACCGUCGUGUGACAUCAGCUCAGUUUGAUGUGCGAUACAUUGCUACCAAUGCAGAGAAGUUCAAUGAGCCAGGCAGUCAGAUCGUGAAGAAGGCCCGCAUCGUUACUGAGCUGUGUUUGCGUGUCAUCAAGGACCGGAAUGACCUGGAUGUUUCGGCAGUAUACCACCAGCUGUUGGAUACUUACAAGUCAUCGGACACUGAAUCUGAUGUGGACGUGGAAGCGAAGCCUGGCCCAAGUAACAGUCGAAACGCUACCAACCUGGGCGCCAAUACACGGAAAUACCGUGAGCAGAGGAAGUGCAGACUGAAUCAGCGCGCGGCCGCGUCCUCCGUUUCCACCGAUUGGCGUCGUGACUGUAGAGAUCUCCUGGAGAUGCUUUGGAGCUGUGAGGACUCAACCCCAUUCAGGAUGCCUGUUGACCAACUUGAACAUCCAGACUACUACCAGGUGAUUGACACCCCGAUGGACCUUCGCACUGUGAAGGAGGACCUGUUAGGGGGCAACUACGAGUCCCCUCUCGAGUUCUGCAAAGACAUGCGGCUCAUCUUCAUGAACUCAAAGAACUACAACACCAACAAACGCUCACGUAUAUACUCCAUGACAGUCCGGCUGUCAGCCAUGUUUGAGGAGCACAUGAAGACUGUCAUCUACAACUGGAAGUGUGCACAGCGUCAAGAAAUGCUCAACAAACUGUGCUCUGCACGCCUGAAGGGCAAGUCAGUUAGAGUGACAUCAUCUACACAAAAUUCUUCCCGUAGUCAGUCCACAGCAGGCACUUCUGCUGUUAGCUCCAGGUCAAACCGGGCAGGCCCAUCACGACCACCAGCUCAUGCUACAGAGGAGAGUGACUCUGAGGAUGAAGUGCCGCUAUGCCGCAAACAACUGCCCCCCACACCCAAGAAACAAACAGGAGUGCUGACGGUGGUAAACGGGCACACACGCCCUGGUCCUGUGUCUCGGCCCUCAAUCCGCCUGCGCAUCACAAAGGUACGAGCCCCUAGUGAGUCAAACAGCCAGAGCAGCAAUAGCAGUUCUGAAUCCAGUGCCUCUUCAUCCUCUUCAUCCAGUUCCAGCUCCCACAACUCCGGCAGUGUGUCAGACCAAAAGCGAACGCGUGUGCAGCCCCAGCGUGCGGCUGUGAGCAGGAAGCGACGACGCCCUGUCUCAGGGGACUCUGAGGACAGCUACCGCCCUGCACAAGCACGGCGCUGUAUUCCUAGUGGACGGCGAAGGCCGCGUGUGGGCAGGGGAGCUGUGGUGCGGUACCAUGAGGACAGUGACAGUGACCGGCGGUGCACCCGCAACAAUGAUAGACGCGGGCGUCGGCGUCGGCGUCAGUAUGCCCCACCUGAUGAAAGUGAGGAAGAUGGAAAGGUGCAGUAUGACACUAGGCCAGCUCGUGCCACAAAUAAGGUGCAGUACUGUGAGGCCAGUGAUGACAGUGACCCGAGUGCACGGCGCACCACACGGGGACACAGGACUCACUAUGCCGAGGACAGCAACGUAAGUUCAGAUGAUGCCCCCAUGUUGAUCAGUGUCAGUAGCCGGGGUCGGAUCAGGAAGAUGACACCCAGAGCGAGAGCGGCCUUGUUACGCAGUUCAAGAAACAUCGAUUCGAAAUAAAAAGAACAAAAAGAGCAAAAAGAAACACAAGCACAAAGAGAAGAAGCACAAGAAGAAGACAAAUCAAGUAAGAGGCAGGGAGGUAGUGAAGACAGUGAUGACUCUAGCAGUGGUGGGCAGAAGCACAAGAAUGCAACUGAAUGCAAGAAAAAGAAGAAGACAAGGAGCGUUAGUGUGAGUGAGCCAAAAUUAGCGCCAACAAUGGAGCCAGUGUCCAUUAAGAUAACCACUGAUGGAAACCAGAAUGUGAAGCGAACAGUGGAAUGCUUGUCUACAGAGCCUGGCAGCAGCCCAGCCAGAGAUUCUAACGUGUCCGUAAAGUCUGAAGAGCCCCCAGACCAGGCUGCCAGUUCACAAGUAGAAAACAAAUCCAUGGAUGGGAUGCCUCCUGCUGGUACACAUCCAAAACAGGUGUCAGCAGACAGGAGUGUCAGGCCUGGGCCAGGCAGGAUUGUAAUAAAGAACCUGAAGUUUAGCUCCGUGUAUGAGGAGACGGUACGGCAAGUGGAGGAACAGGCCAAGCUGAAGGCAGACAAGUACGAGGAGGGGGAGCUCUCCGAGGACAGCAGUGGCAACAAGGAAAUAUGUCCCAGCGAUGAUGAUCCACUGCUGUUGGUUUCAGAGCACAGCAGUAAUGCAGACAAGAAGGACCGGCAGAGACAUCAUCGGAAACGUGACCUUGCAGAUGACGAGCACUACCGUCACCACCAUGACCAUGACAGGAGUGUCAGUCAGUCCCACAAGAAGCACAAGAGAAGCCACAGUAACAGUAGCCAUGACAGGCGCCGCAGUCACCGCGGCGGAAAAGGAAGUCACAGCCCAGAGAGCAGCAGCAGUCAUGAGCAGCAUAGCAGGAGGAGGAAUCAGAGUGGUGGCCGUUGCGAGUGCCAUAGUAGGAAGAGGAGUUGGAGCAACAGUCGUGAACGCCACAGUAAGAAGAGUCAGAGUACCACCAGGAAGCGAGCGCGACACUCACGUUCUCCCUCCAGGCACAGGUCACGUUCACUGUUAGCGGGCCACAUAGAUAAGCAAAAGUUACUUGAGAUUGCAAGGAAGAAUGCCAUGAACCUGCUGAAGCAAGGCGUUCUGCCCAGUUCUGUGGUCACACAGGAUAAGAUGGUCGCCAUCAAGGCUGGGGGCAAGAGCGUGGCUGAGCUCACAGAUUUUUGUAAGCAGCUGUCCAAGAAGGAGGCUCUUGGUCAAAUGUCUAGUGAGUCAGAAUUGGAGGAGCACCGUAGUAGUGGGAGCGAUGCUGAGCGACCAUUCCACCACCCUUUUCAGAUCAAGGAACGGUCAGCCUCUAUUGUGAUGAACAUUAGGAAUUCAGUACAGCUGCCUGUGAAGACAUUGCAGGAGAAGACUGCCGAACAGUCUAAGCAGUUACGUAUCCAGUUUCCUGUGUCCAGUGGGCAGCAGCACAGGAAGUCAGAAAAUGUGUGGGUCCCAGUGUCGCCAAAGAAAGAGGAGCCGGCAGCCACUGUGAUUGCAGAGACAGUGGCGGAACCCGGGCCAGUGAUGGAGAUGUUGAACCAGGUGUUCCCCAGUGCCACGGUGACUGAGGGACUGGAUAUCGGCUCCAUCGUGUCUCAGAGACUCACAGCCAUGCGAAAGUUGCAGGAAAACCCGAACGACAUGCAGGCGCUGUCUGAGAUGUACCGUGCUCAGAAGGAUAUGCAGAUGUGGGCCGAAUCAAAGCAGCAGCCCGGUCACUUCACAGGCAGCACGGGCGCUCGAGUGCUCUCAGCCGCGGAACUUGCUUCUGGCUUCCAAGCGUGGGCCAAGAAGGACCAGCUCACCACAGCGUCACCAGUGAGUGGAGGUAUGGGCAUGGCACUCCUGCAGAAGAUGGGUUGGCGUCCUGGGGAGGGCCUGGGGAAGAACAAAGAAGGCACACUGGAGCCUCUCCAGCUUGAAAUAAAGAUGGACAAAAAGGGCUUAGUGUCACAGGAGGAGCUAGGACAUAGACCAGUCCCACCGAACCCAACCACCAAGUCGCUUGUUGGUAAACAUCCUGUCUCACUACUAGUGGAAUUCUGCUCCAAACGUCGCUGGGGCGUGCCCCAGUUCGAUCUAUGCUUUGAAUGUGGCCCUGACCACAGGAAAAACUUUCUGUUCAAGGUGCGAGUCAAUGGCAACGAGUACAAGCCCAGUGUGGCAAGCCCCAACAAGAAGCAGGCCAAAGCAGAGGCUGCAGCUAUUUGCCUCCAGGCUCUGGGUGUCCUGCCCCCUUGAAGGAAGUUCCUGAUGAGUACAGUGUUGUUCUGCUAAAUGUAUGUACAUACAUACAUGCAGGUGGCACUCGUCUGCAGAAAACCAUCAUAAGUUCAUCAUAAGGUGGAAUGUAUUUGUGCAGACACUGAAUAUGUAAUCACAGACAUCUGACAGGGGAUAGUCCUGCAGUGUAGGGUGUGGGCAUGAGUGAACACAGCAUCUUCAAACAAGCAACAGAAAUCUGUCAUGGUACUUAGAAUCUGAAAUGUCAGAAGUCUGUGGAGAUCAGGUUCGAAGAUUUCCGU
Zootermopsis nevadensis is the source of this 7926-nucleotide messenger RNA. Lineage: Eukaryota; Metazoa; Arthropoda; Insecta; Blattodea; Termopsidae. The record is from RefSeq and is a predicted model, not a curated record.